This is a messenger RNA of Oncorhynchus tshawytscha (Chinook salmon), 2641 nucleotides long. RefSeq names its product claudin-14-like. The record is from RefSeq and is a predicted model, not a curated record. Gene Ontology annotation, molecular function: structural molecule activity. Gene Ontology annotation, biological process: bicellular tight junction assembly; cell adhesion. The coding region runs from base 905 to 1648 and encodes 247 amino acids. Gene Ontology annotation, cellular component: bicellular tight junction; plasma membrane. Lineage: Eukaryota; Metazoa; Chordata; Actinopteri; Salmoniformes; Salmonidae. The transcript has 5 exons.
CAGGGCAGGAUGGGCUGCACUAGGCUGCUAGAAAAGCCACUGCUAGGCUACUGUAUGGAGGAAUGACAGCCAGAUUGGGAAUAUAGCCUUGUGUGCAUGUCUUCUAUAGCGUCCUUAGACACAAAUUUAGUGAAUGGGACUAAGAAUACAGUGGCAGACUGUAUCACUGACCAGAUCAAGAGCAACCAGCAGAUUUGGAUGAGCUCACACCACAUGGGAUCUCCUGUAUAUCAGAUCCCCAUAUUGACUGGUGAGGAGGAGGAGGAACAUGCAGUGUGAUGAUGCCCUCCCUCUUCCCCUGGGGCAAGAACUAUGUUUGCAUCUAACCCUGAUAGAGCUAAAGGCCAGGGGGACAGUCACAGUCAAAGAGAGACUAGCUAGCUGAGCCCAGGGGACUACAAUCAACAGGUGGAGCUGAACAAAUAAGCUAUUGGUCGCAGGCUCAGCCAACAAGACCAGGAACAGAAGCGUCAUUAGAAGGCCCUGUCAGAGAGAGCUCUAGAGAGCAUGUGGAAGCCACAGCCAUUGUUUAAAACAACGCCAGAGACAACAACUGAAGCCUAGCCCCAGAGACUGAAGUCACAGCACAGAGCUUCGGAGACAACACUGAAGCCAGUGAAUCCACAACCCCUGAGCCCCAAAGAGACCACCACUGCGGGAUGGCUUCAACACUGUGACUGACUCUAGACCCACUGGAGUUCCAACUGUACAGCUGGUAACCAGAGCUAAAGGCCAGAAUAAUAGGAUACUAAACUCACAUCUCAAAGGGAUUAUUGUGUGGUUGUGUGUGUUGCUCUGUUUGUGUGGUUCUGUGUGUGUUGUCUUGGGUGUAGCAGUGCAGUGUGUGAGCUAGUUUUGUUUUAAGUUCUGUGUGUGUAGUUCUCCAUCAGCAGAUGUUGCAGAAAUGGCCAGCAUGGUGGUCCAGCUCUUGGGCUUCUUCCUGGGUCUGUUGGGGCUUGUAGUUAGUGUAGUUGCUACGGUGCUCCCCCAUUGGCGGCGGACGUUAUAUGUGGGCUCUAACAUCAUCACAACCACUGCAUACAUGAAGGGCCUCUGGAUGGAGUGUGUGUGGCACAGCACGGGCAUCUACCAGUGUGAAGUACAUCGCUCAAUGCUGGCUCUGCCACCUGACCUGCAAGCAGCGCGGGCGUUGAUGGUGCUAUCCUGUCUGACCUCCACCCUGGCAGUCCUGGUGUCCUCUACAGGGAUGAAGUGUACCCGCUGUGCCCGACGCUCCCCCACCAAGCACGUCCUGGCCAUCAGUGGAGGGGUCUGCUUCCUGUCUGCAGGCAUGCUCUGCCUUAUCACUGUCUGCUGGACAACCAAUGAUGUCAUCCUCGACUUCUACAACCCCAUCAUACCUGAAGGUAUGAAGUAUGAGAUUGGCAUGGCGGUGUAUUUGGGCUAUGUCUCGGCCUGUCUAAGUCUGAUGGGAGGGGCGGUGCUCUGUUGGAACUGUGAGGGGCGGCCCGGGAACGCCCUCCCCCUCCAGCUACCUCGUCGUCACCACCCUCCUUCUCCCCCUGUCUUCAGCACUUUAAACACCCCAGCACCCCCUUACUAUCCCCCUGUCGCACUGAAUGGCAACCGCACUCCCUCACGCACCUCAGUGUCCAGCAGUGGCUACAGACUCAACGACUAUGUCUGAGGGAUGGAGUACACACUCAAUUAUUGCUUCUUAGUGUGGAAGUGGACACACUUAAUUAUUAUGUUUGAAUGUGGAAUAUAAUACAGACUGAUUGACUACGUCUAAGGGAGGUUCACACUUAAUGACUUUCCAGACAACCUCGAGAGAGUGACUGAGGAUGAGUGUGUUUUACAGUGUUGAUGUUGUUCAGGUUGUGUCCUUCUUCUCUGAGGUAAAGUCCACAAGGUAAUCCUGUCCUCUUUAUCCUGUUGACUUUGUAUGUUUACUAUAAGAAUCCAGAAACACACUUUUGAACAUCAACAGCCUUAUUCCCUAAUACAAAAGGAGCUUCCUUCGAAAAGGCCUUUAGGACAAAGACAGCAUAUACCAUAAUGAGGACAAAGACAGCAUAUACCAUAAUGAGGACAAAGACAGCAUAUACCAUAAUGAGGACAAAGACAGCAUAUACCAUAAUGAGGACAAAGACAGCAUACACCAUAAUGAGGACAAAGACAGCAUACACCAUAAUGAGGACAAAGACAGCAUAUACCAUAAUGAGGACAAAGACAGCAUAUACCAUAAUGAGGACAAAGACAGCAUACACCAUAAUGAGGACAAAGACAGCAUAUACCAUAAUGAGGACAAAGACAGCAUAUACCAUAAUGAGGACAGAGACAGCAUAUACCAUAAUGAUAAGCCAUAUAGGGUUCUUCCAUGUGUAUUAUUAUGUGUUCCAGUUUCAUAGCUCAUAACUUCAUGGCUGUUGGAUGAACACAAAUAGAUUUUUAACUGCUCCAAUUGUUGUGAAGCACUUCCUGUCUUCUCUAUUAUUGAAUAUAUGUAAACUGCUUUAUACUUCUCCUGUUAUCUUAAAAUACAAAGUCACCAUGGUGCAACAGACUACACUUGAGCUUGAGGGUGGUAGGAUAGGUUACUACUAACUACACUGAACAAAAAUGUAAAUGAAACAAUUGAAAAUAUUUUACAGUUCAUAAGGAAAUAAGUCAUUUUAAA